GGUUGUCAAAUAAUUGGCAAAAAAACUUGGAUUGGAUUUCUGUGCUGGAUUUUCUAAGUAAACUGAUUUACAUACGAAGAAUUAUUAUUUUACUUUCGAGAAUCUAGUCAUCAUUCUCCGCCUUGUUGAGUUUUCCAUAAUCCAAGUUUAGCUGACCUAACAUAACAAGUAUCGGGCGGAAAGUGUCUUGAAAUGGUGUUGAACGUCUGAAUGUCUGAACUCUGAUGACGAAUCGUCUCGAAGUCUAAAAUCUAAAUAUGAAUGUAUCUGUAACCAAUUGAAACAGUGCAAUAUUUGUUCUCAUUCAGUGUUUCAGUGUUAAUUUGCUAGUUUUGUCUGUUAGAUGUGAUGUCUGACGGAGAUCCUUCUCUCGAAGAGGAUGUCCCGAAACCUUUGUUAGAAAAGCCGGAAGAGAAUGUGUUUACUCCUAAGAUAGCGACUCCUAUCUUCGCUGGGAGUGUGAAGCUGCUCCAUAGACCUUCAGACACGGCGGAAACGGAGUCGUUUCUGUCUGAUGCCCAACGCAAUGAUCUCGCCUUCCAACAGCUAUUCCAGGAUGGAGAUGGAGCGGUUGAAGUCGCGGAGAAGACGCCGGAGCGGAUGACGGACUUGCACGCCAUGUCCGUGCUCAGCACCUACCAGGACACCCUGUCGCAGGACAUGAACACGGAUAGGGACAACGGUAGCGACGCCUCCACCAGGCCUGCGGAGGAAUGCGCGUGCGGCGAGCCCGUGGUGCCGGAUGUGGUCAACAACAAUGGCAAACCCGUUGCCAACCAUUGCUCGAUAGUAAUGGGUGGUAUACUAAAUAACCCCUCAUUGACUUUCAACGACGGGGUAAGAUCUGUGGACUUCGUGCUAGUAUGGGAGGCUGCGAAAGAUGACGCGACCACGCCGCGGGCUUACGAAUGCCGGAAAGUCUUCGAACGGAACCUCGAGAAUGAAGGCCUUCAGUUAGAACGAGAAGCGCCCGAGGAUCUGUAUGGAUUGCACUUUAUCAAGAUUCACGCACCACUCUCAGUACUUAGAGAUUACAGCGAGGUUCUUAAACUUAGGAUGCCUAUGAAGGAAUGCAGUAAGAUACGCAAAGGUGGGCGGACGAAUGCGAUACUGAACGCUGCGAUGUAUAUGUCGAAGUUUUCAGCUCUCAAAGAUGUUCACGAGAAGACGAACAGUCUCAUAGACAAGAUAGACGGCUGUUGGGACAACUUAAUGUCUAAAAUUAGAGUCGAUCCAAACAUGUUCCCUGAGAGAAAACAUCGACUCACCGCUAUUUAUUCUAAGGAUAAGGAGUAUUUAUUCGAUACAGCAUCGGAAUGUUUCUGGACGCCGUCGAUUCGUUCUCGCAUAGUCCAGUUCAUAUUGGACCGCAAGAAGUUUUCCGACUCGCCUGGCGACGACUUUGCGUUUGGAGUCACUCGCCUUAUAGCUGAUAACGCGUACAGCGCUGCCUACCCGCUGCAUGAUGGUGAUCUCAAAACUCCCGGCUCAAUGCGGUACCUCCUAUACACUGAAUGGGCAAGCGUUUCCAAAUGCUUAAAAUAUCAACCCUUGGACUACGUGAAGGAUUAUUUCGGGGUUAAAAUAGGGCUAUACUUCGCGUGGCUGGGCUUCUACACACACAUGCUGAUUCCCGCGUCUGUGGUCGGUCUCAUUUGCGUUAUAUACUCGGCUGCGACUGUCUUCAGUAACAAACCCAGUGAAGACGUGUGCAACUACAAUUCGUCGAUAAGGAUGUGUCCCCAAUGCGAUUACUUCUGCGAGUUCUGGGACUUGCGCGCCACUUGCCUGCAGUCGCGGAUAACUUACUUGUUUGACAACCCUACCACGGUGUUCUUCGCUAUAUUCAUGAGCUUCUGGGCUGCCUGCUUCCUGGAGCUAUGGAAGAGAUAUUCCGCCGAGAUGACGCAUAGAUGGGAUUUGACGGGAUUCGACGUGUACGAGGAACACCCCAGACCGCAGUACUUAGCUCGUUUGGCGCACGUCAAACGGACGCAGCUAAACGUCGUAACGGGUGAGCGUGAGCCCAUGGUGCCGUUCUGGCGGAUGCGCCUGCCCGCCACGCUAAUGUCGUUCAGCGUGGUGGCUCUGCUAGUCCUGCUGGCGCUGGCCACAGUGCUGGGCGUGGUGCUGUACCGCAUGUCGCUCCUCGGCGCCAGCAUCCUGCGCCAGAAGGACAACACGCUGCUCACGUACAGCCCCAUCAUGUUCACGACCGCCACUGCCGCGUGCAUCAACUUGGUCUUCAUCUGCAUAUUCAACUACAUCUACCAAUACCUAGCAGAAUGGCUCACAGAGAAGGAAUUGCUGCGAACACAGACAGAGUUCGACGAUUCCCUCACUCUCAAGAUCUACCUGCUGCAGUUCGUCAACUACUAUGCGUCGAUAUUCUACAUCGCUUUCUUUAAGGGCAAGUUUGUUGGUCGCCCCGGGAAUUAUGUUCGGCUGUUCGGUCAUAGACAGGAAGAGUGUGCGCCGGGUGGCUGUCUCCUGGAAUUGUCCAUCCAACUGGCCAUCAUAAUGAUCGGCAAACAGUUCAUCAACACCAUCGUUGAGAUGAUGAUGCCGUAUCUGCUCAAAUGGUUGAACAUCAUACGAACUAUUGGCAGAAGAAAGCGGAUAAAAAGUCCAAUGCAAUGGGUGAAGGAUUUCAAGCUAGUCGACUUUGGAAAUAUGGGUCUUUUCCCUGAAUAUUUGGAAAUGGUGUUACAGUACGGGUUUGUAACGAUAUUCGUGGCGGCGUUUCCGCUCGCGCCAUUAUUUGCUCUUAUAAACAACGUACUAGAGAUGCGAUUGGACGCUAAGAAGUUCCUGUCGUGCUACCGCCGGCCUGUGCCGCAGCGGGUCAACGACAUCGGCGUGUGGUACCGCAUCCUUGACUCCAUCGGCAAACUCAGCAUUAUCACCAACGGGUUCAUCAUAGCUUUCACGUCGGAGUUCAUCCCGCGUCUGGUGUACCUCGCGGUGCGCGGCGACCUCAAUGAGUACGUGGACCACACGCUCACGGACUUCAACAUCACCGUGCUCGAGCACCCGCCCAUCGGCACCAAGUACAACGGCACUAUGUGCAGUUACCCGGGCUACUGGAACUACAAGGUCGGCGACGACUAUGAACAUACCAACUGGUACUGGCACGUAAUGGGCGCUCGAUUGGCUUUCGUCGUCGUCUUUGAGAACGUGGUGGCUCUAGUCAUGAUCAUUGUCCGCUGGGCGAUCCCGGACAUGUCCGGCGAACUCCGGGACCGGAUCCGGCGCGAGGCCUAUGUCAUCAACAGCUUCAUAAUGGAGGAGACGCGCACGCGGUCGGCGGCGGAGCGCUCGCCCGUGCCGGCGCGACUCGCGCACGAAGACGAACGCGAUGCCGCGGAGUCGACCUGGAAUCAUAUCGCCUCGCUAUCAGGCUCGGACUUCGACCUGGCAGCCCACGGAGACCACCAGGGCAUUCGGAACUUGUCCAAACAUGUGGUGACCGACCUUCCUAGUAACGCGAGUGAUGCUCCGGAUCCUGCUCACGUAUGAACGUAAAUACGACAAAAAAGAAGGUCAAUAGAGGAUACUCCGUCACUUGCUCAGUGUAAAAAAAUCGCAGUAUAGUCUGUUCACUAACAUAGUGUUGGUACACCCGCAGGCGCUCUUAUCAUUUUGUCUUAAAUAUCUUAUCUUUUACUGUGUUUGCUAAAUAAAAGUUUUUCUAUGCGAAGAAUAAAAUAGAAUACUAUUUUAUCUUAAUUGGUAUUAUAAUUAAUAAACAAUAGUUAGGCAGCAAAGAGAAUUUUAAUGAAAAAUAUAAGUGUAGAUGCCAAAUUCUCCUGCGGGUGUACACCCCACGCGGCCGUGGCGGCCAAAAUGUGACACGUGCCAAUGUGGCACGACACAAAGGCGACCGGAUCUAAGGGAAUAGACCUUAGCCGAUCCAGUCGCAUCUUCAAGCGGCCGGUCAUGAGUUCAUGACUGGUUUAUGAUACUCGUGUAUGGGCGCUCUUAAGCUGCGAAUUUUAUGCCUAAGUUUAUUGCUUGCUCUAUUUUUUUGACUCUACCUUAAGUCGAAAUUAGAAAUUUGUUUUUAGUUUCGAUUGGUUUGUCUUAAAACGUGUUUUUUGUACGUAAUUUUAUCUUUAAAAUGGAAGCUUUUCUAAAACAGAUUAACAAUAGUUGACAAGAUAUUUCAUAGAUCAAUAAAACUUUAUAUUCGCUACAAUACAGUGUGCAAAGUUUAAUAUGUAUGUAAAAGAUUGUGUAAACUGCACGAUAUAAUUAAAGUGAAAUAAUAACUAAUUUUCUACUUAUAUUAUACUUGUAACUUCAUUAUAUUAGUGAGCACAACGCACAAUUCUGAAAAAAGUUCCUGUAUGUGUUUUAAAUCAAAGAUCUUAUUUUAUUAUACUAUAGCAUGGUUUUACAUAAAUGGUUCCUUUAGUAUCAAAAGCUGAUUAACCAUAUUUUUUCCAUAUAAAUAUUUAUUACUUUAAACGUUAAUUGCCUCAAGUCUCGAAAAUGUGAUCUUUACAAUAUACUUACAUUAUUAAAGUAAAUUAAAAUAAAUUCACUAAUAAAUUCACACAUCAAAAAUCUUGGUCACUUUUCAUAAUAAUUUUAUUUCAAUUCACUUCACAAUUCAUAAAGUAUUCGUCUCGAAAAGUGAUUUCUGUACUUAAAUUAGAGAUAAUAGCCAUGUUUGUUGCACAUAUAACUAAGGCUCUUUAUGCACUGGAUCCGAUUCAAAUCC
This is a messenger RNA of Maniola jurtina (meadow brown), 4726 nucleotides long. Its product is annotated as anoctamin-1-like. Gene Ontology annotation, biological process: chloride transmembrane transport. Gene Ontology annotation, molecular function: protein dimerization activity; chloride channel activity. Lineage: Eukaryota; Metazoa; Arthropoda; Insecta; Lepidoptera; Nymphalidae. The record is from RefSeq and is a predicted model, not a curated record. The coding region runs from base 349 to 3519 and encodes 1056 amino acids. The transcript has 21 exons. Gene Ontology annotation, cellular component: plasma membrane.